AUGAUGGAAGACAAUAAGCAGCUCGCGCUCCGCAUCGAUGGGGCGGUCCAGUCGGCCAGCCAGGAGGUGACCAACCUGCGAGCCGAACUCACGGCCACCAACCGGAGACUGGCGGAACUGAGCGGCGGCGGCCCCGGUCCGGGCCCGGGAGCGGCGGCCAGCGCCUCGGCGGCGGCAGCGGACUCGGCGGCGGCGAACAUGGAGAACCACCAGCACGGCGCGCAAGUGCUCCUGCGGGAAGAAGUGGCUCGGCUUCAGGAGGAGGUCCACCUUCUCCGCCAGAUGAAGGAGAUGUUGACGAAGGACCUGGAGGAGUCCCAGGGCGGCAAGUCCUCCGAGGUCCUCUCGGCCACCGAGCUCCGGGUCCAGCUGGCCCAGAAGGAGCAGGAGCUAGCCAGAGCCAAAGAAGCCUUGCAGGCCAUGAAAGCCGACCGGAAGCGCCUGAAGGGCGAGAAGACGGACCUGGCGAGCCAGAUGCAGCAGCUGUACGCCACGCUGGAGAGCCGCGAGGAGCAGCUGCGCGACUUCAUCCGCAACUACGAGCAGCACCGCAAGGAGAGCGAAGACGCCGUCAAAGCCCUGGCAAAGGAGAAGGACCUGCUGGAGCGCGAGAAGUGGGAGCUGCGGCGCCAAGCCAAGGAGGCCACGGACCAUGCCACGGCGCUGCGCUCCCAGCUGGACCUCAAGGACAACCGGAUGAAGGAGCUGGAGGCCGAGCUGGCCAUGGCCAAGCAGUCCUUAGCUACACUGACCAAGGACGUCCCCAAGCGGCAUUCCCUGGCCAUGCCGGGUGAGACGGUGCUCAACGGCAACCAGGAGUGGGUGGUGCAGGCGGACCUCCCGCUGACCGCGGCCAUCCGGCAGAGCCAGCAGACUCUCUACCACUCACACCCUCCCCACCCUGCAGACCGGCAAGCGGUCAGGGUGAGCCCCUGCCACUCACGGCAGCCCUCUGUCAUCUCCGACGCGUCUGCCGCCGAAGGCGACCGGUCGUCCACGCCAAGCGACAUCAACUCCCCUCGGCACCGGACACACUCCCUCUGCAACGGCGACAGUCCCGGCCCAGUACAGAAGAACCUGCACAACCCCAUUGUACAGUCACUAGAGGAUCUUGAAGACCAAAAACGGAAAAAGAAAAAAGAAAAGAUGGGAUUCGGCUCCAUCUCCCGCGUCUUCGCCAGAGGGAAGCAGCGGAAGUCCCUCGACCCCGGCCUCUUUGAUGAUUCGGACAGCCAGUGCAGCCCCACACGGCAGAGCCUCAGCCUGUCGGAGGGGGAGGAACAGAUGGACCGACUGCAGCAGGUGGAGCUGGUCAGGACCACCCCCAUGGCCCACUGGAAGGCCGGCACCGUCCAGGCCUGGCUGGAGGUGGUCAUGGCCAUGCCCAUGUACGUCAAGGCCUGUGCGGAAAACGUGAAGAGCGGGAAGGUGCUGCUGAGCCUGAGUGACGAGGACCUGGAGCUGGGUCUGGGCGUGUGCAGCUCCCUGCACCGGCGGAAGCUCCGGCUGGCCAUCGAGGACUACCGCGACGCAGAGGCGGGCAGGAGCCUGUCCAAAGCCGCUGACCUGGACCAUCACUGGGUGGCCAAGGCCUGGCUGAAUGACAUCGGGCUAUCCCAGUACUCUCAGGCCUUCCAAAACCACCUGGUCGAUGGGCGAAUGUUGCACUCCCUGAUGAAGCGGGAUCUGGAGAAACACCUGAAUGUGUCCAAGAAGUUCCACCAGGUCAGCAUCCUGCUGGGGAUCGAGCUGCUGUACCAAGUGAACUUCAACAGGGAGGCCCUCCAGGAGCGCCGUGCCCGCUGCGAGACACAGAACAUAGACCCCGUGGUCUGGACCAACCAGCGGGUGCUCAAGUGGGUACGGGACAUUGACCUGAAGGAGUAUGCGGACAACCUGACCAACAGUGGCAUCCACGGUGCCGUGUUGGUGCUGGAGCCCACAUUCAAUGCCGAGGCCAUGGCUACCGCCCUGGGCAUCCCCAGUGGGAAGCACAUCCUCCGAAGGCACCUGGCAGAGGAGAUGAGCGCCGUCUUCCACCCAGCCACCUCCUCAGGCAUCCGGGAGGCUGAGCGUUUUGGGACACCCCCAGGGAGGGCCUCCAGCAUCACGCGGGCAGGGAAGGAGGAGAACAGCGGUGGCGGUAUCAAGUACAAGGCUGGCCGGCUGCCCCUGGGGAAGAUAGGAAGGGGCUUCAGCAGCAAAGACCCCGACUUUCAUGAUGACUAUGGCUCUCUUCAAAAUGAAGACUGUGGAGAUGAUGACCCCCAGGGCAGGCCAGAGCAGUGCCGUCUGGAAGGCUACAACGGCCUCGAGGUCACCAACGUGUAAGGAAUGGAUUCUCCACCAGACCCAGCACAGACACACCCAACCAAGGACGAGUAUCCAGAUGCUGUCACCACUGUACAUAGGGACCACGGGCCAAGGAUACUCCUCUACUCCUGGGCAAAACCCCAGCAGACGGGAGCUCCAGGGAACAAGGUGGCUCCAGUCUGCCUGUCUCGAGCAGGCUGUGGACCUUCCAGCUCAGUGGAAGGACCUGUCGACAUAGCCUCUCUGUAACCCAGGCUCCCCCUCAGAGCGACUGUCAGCCAGUGAGCAGUACAGGCGGUCCCUGGAGCCUUGAACGGAGCUGCCAAGAGGGAAGGAGGCCGGCGGUUCCCCAAAACACCCUUCCAGAAGGAGCAGGCGGGACUCCAAUCAGACACGCAGAGCCCAGCACUGGCAGUGCUAGGAGCCAGCAAAGCAUGAGGCUGACCAGUGGGCCCUUCUGGCCAGCCUCAGGGAGCUCUUGGCUCCAGUCCCCGUAUCCCCGAUGACUGAGAACUCCGGUUCUGACUUGGGUCACUGAAUCUCUCUUGGGAGAAUGCAAAAUGGGAUGGUCAUUCCCUUCCAUCCUAAAAGCCGUGUGUCACACAGGGUGGACACGUAGAACGGCUAUUUGCCUUCUCCUCCCAUGAGUGGCUGCUCUGGGCAGGUGGAGGCAGGUGGGUGAUCAGGGAGGGGUGGGGCUUAGCAGCAAAGUUUCUAGGAAAUGCAGAUUUCCUGUCACUGGGAUAAAGGAUAUCCUGAGGAUAGGAGCGGGAAUGAUGGACUUAGAUCAGUGACAACCAACUGUGAUAGUGGGUUUGGGAUUGGGAGCAGGGAAAUGCUUGUCACUGUUGACCCAACAACAGUGACACUUGGUUGUGAUUUCUCAGUCACCUGAAACAGGUGUGCUUCCCAGCGCCCUCACUGAGAUGAACCUUGCAGAGCAAAGUCAUGAAGGUGAUGGAGAGAACCCCCAGCCCUUUGCCUGACUCUGCCACUAUUCUGCUGUGUGACUUCUUCCCGGUGGCCUCACCUCUCUGUGCCUCAACGUCUUCAUCUACAAUACUCCUGGCUCCCUCCCAGGGACGUCAUGAGAAUUAACACUUGCUAAUGUCUGUAACACACUUUGUAACCUCUCAGGAGACAGGUGGGAAGGUAUGGGGACAGAAGGAACGGCCCGAUAUCCCAUUCACGACACAGACAUUGAACGGGUCCUCUGCAGCUG
Molecule: messenger RNA, 3535 nt
Organism: Enhydra lutris kenyoni (northern sea otter)
Lineage: Eukaryota; Metazoa; Chordata; Mammalia; Carnivora; Mustelidae
Product: kazrin, periplakin interacting protein
Exons: 15
Coding region: 1-2331 (776 amino acids)
Molecular function (GO): protein binding
Source: RefSeq, a predicted model, not a curated record